Molecule: messenger RNA, 3695 nt
Organism: Oncorhynchus kisutch (coho salmon)
Lineage: Eukaryota; Metazoa; Chordata; Actinopteri; Salmoniformes; Salmonidae
Gene: gucy2cb
Product: guanylate cyclase 2Cb
Exons: 27
Coding region: 27-3284 (1085 amino acids)
Biological process (GO): intracellular signal transduction; cGMP biosynthetic process; protein phosphorylation
Cellular component (GO): plasma membrane
Molecular function (GO): peptide receptor activity; guanylate cyclase activity; ATP binding
Source: RefSeq, a predicted model, not a curated record
UGUGAAAAGUUGUUACAGUCCUCAGAAUGGCUUAUAGAGGUUUGUCGCUGUGGGUCUGCUGGCUGGUGCUGAUCGUAGGACGAUGCGAGGCGACCUAUCCACCAUGUCUGGAUGGAAUCAUGAUGAACGUGGUUCUGCUGGAUGACGACGUCUCUCCCUGGAGUAUGAAGUUUGUCCGUGGUGCUGUGGAACGUGCGAUACAGCACGACGCUGAACUCACCUGCUGUCCAAAUGGAGUGAAGCGCAACCUGACUGCCAACUUUCGAGGGCUCGAGACUAGUUUGUACAGCAAUAAAGGCUGUCGAAGCAGCACCUGUGAGGUGGUGGAGACCGUGAAGAACCUAAAUAGGACAGGGGAGGUGGGCUGUGCUCUCCUGGGGCCCACCUGCACCUAUGCAACCUUUCAGAUGGUUGAUCUUGAGGUUGGUCUGGAGCUCAAAAUGCCCAUCAUCUCAGCAGGCAGCUUUGCUCUGUCCUGUGACUACAAAGAAUAUCUGACUCGCAUACUUCCCCCCGCACGCAAGAUCUCCACCUUCUUCAUCAAGUUUUGGGACUUCAACAAUGAUAUCAAACCCAAGUGGUCCACAGCCUCCCUCUAUAAGAAGCAGAACACUGAGGACUGCUUCUGGUAUAUCAAUGCACUGGGUACAGCUUCAGCCCACUUUUCCUUACACAUAAAAAAAACAAACGUCAUAAGCAAAGCAGAGGACCUUAGAAAGGAAUUAAGCUCCAAAAAUAGGACAAGUAAUUUGUUCAUAGUGUGUGGGACACCAGAAGACAUCGUGGACCUGAAGAAUGGAACUAUAGAGGAUGAUCCUAGUGUUGUUUUCAUCCUGAUCAAUCUUUACAAUGAUAAGUACUACACCAAUAAGUCCUCUAUCCCUGCUAUGAAGAACGUGUUGGUUCUCACCAUGCCCAACACUAGGAACUAUACUGUGGACACAGACCUGGGCAACAACGUGAUGAUGAAUGACUAUAUGGCAGCGUACCAUGAUGCAGUGCUGAUGUUUGGUCAGGUGAUGAGGAAGCUCUGGAACAAGCCUGAGUCUGAGCUCAACCCCAUGGAGGUAGUCAACAUCAACCACUUCAGAAACGUUUCCUUUGACGGCAUUGCAGGCCACUACAAGCUGGAUGACUAUGGGGACAGAGAUGUGAAUUUUUCAGUCAUUUACACUACCACUGACAACAAGUAUGAAACUUUAUUUAUAUUCAACACCGUCUACAACUACACCAAGGUCGUUAACAGUAACCCAUCAUUCAUCUGGGGCAGAAGCCUCCCAGAUGACGCUCCAUCCCAGCGUCUGAAGGCGCAUGCUAUCAUUGUCAUUGUGUUAGCUGUCACUGUGGUGGGGGUGGCUACCAUCGCUUUCAUCUUCUACAGGAGGAACAAGAGAGAGCGCCGGCUGAGGAAGAGAUGGUCACACAUGCACUCUGACCUCAUCACCCCGCUGGAGUACAAUGAACGCAGCCUGGUCUCCCUCAAGAUUGACGAAGACCACAGAAAAAACACAAGUUAUAAUAUCCACCAAGGACGCUAUGACAAAAAGAUUGUGAUCCUGAAGGAGUUGAACCAUUCGGACUGGAACUUUAAUGAGAGUCAGAGGAUAGAACUCAACUCGCUUUUGCGUAUUGACUACUACAACCUGACUAAGUUCUACGGCACAGUCAAGUAUGAUCAUGGUGUGUUUGGGGUGUUCGAGUACUGUGAGAGAGGAUCCCUAAGGUAUGUGCUGAAUGACAAGAUCUCGUACCCGGAGGAAACCUUCAUGGACUGGGAGUUUAAGAUCUCUGUCAUGUACGACAUCGCUAAGGGUAUGUCCUACCUCCACUCCAGUGACAUCCAGGUCCACGGCCGUCUCAAGUCCACUAACUGUGUGGUGGACAACCGCAUGGUGGUCAAGAUCACUGAUUUUGGCUGCAACACCAUUCUAGACCCAGGCAGAGACCUGUGGACAGCUCCAGAGCACCUGCGUAGACAGGGGAUCUCCCAGAAGGGGGAUGUCUACAGUUUUGCCAUUAUCGCCCAGGAGAUAGUUCUCAGGAGGAGCACCUUUUACACCCAGGCCUGCUCCGACCGCGCAGAAAAAAUGGCCAGAGUGCAAUACCCCAGCGAAAUCUAUUUCAGACCUGAUCUGAAUGUUGAGACUGCAGGAGAAAAGGAUUUGGAGAUGUACAUGCUGAUGAAGAUGUGCUGGGAUGAGGACCCAGAGCGAAGGCCUGACUUUAAGAAGAUAGAGAGCUCACUGGGGAAGAUAUUCAGUAACCUGCACAACCAAGCUAAUGAGAGUUACAUGGACAACCUGAUCCGUCGUCUACAGAUGUACUCCAGGAACCUGGAGCAUCUGGUGGAGGAGAGGACGGCGCUGUACAAGGCUGAGAGAGACAGGGCCGACUGCCUCAACUUUAUGCUGCUGCCUGGUCCUGUGGUGCGUUCUCUGAAGGAGACGGGCAUUGUGGAGCCGGAGCUGUUUGAGGAGGUAACGGUGUACUUCAGCGACAUUGUGGGCUUCACCACCCUGUGCCAGUACAGCACCCCCAUGGAAGUGGUGGACAUGCUCAACGAUAUCUACAAGGGAUUCGACUGCAUCCUCGACCACCACGAUGUAUACAAGGUGGAGACCAUAGGUGAUGCGUACAUGGUGGCGUCGGGGUUGCCGCAGCGGAACGGUAACAGGCACGCGGUGGACAUCUCACGCAUGGCCCUGGACAUUCUGGCAUUUAUGGGGACCUUCCAGCUCAGACACCUGCCAGGGCUACCUGUGUGGAUCCGCAUUGGGAUGCACUCAGGCCCCUGUGCAGCAGGAGUGGUGGGGAUAAAGAUGCCCAGAUACUGCCUGUUUGGAGACACAGUCAACACUGCCUCUAGCAUGGAGUCAACGGGACAUCCCCUGAGAAUCCACGUCAGUCAGCCCACCAUCAGCAUCCUACAGAGGACAGACUGCAAGUUUGAGUACGAGAAGAGAGGGGAGACUAUCCUCAAGGGUAAAGGCACAGAGUUGACCUACUGGCUGACAGGUGAAACAGGAGAGGACUACAACCUGCCAACGCCACCGACAGCGGAGAACUGCCAGCGUCUGCAGCAGGAUCUGGCCAAGAUGAUCCAGGAAUGUCUGGACAACCGUUCGCUGGGGUCAGAGGUCAUGGAGAAGAGGAAUACCCUGUCCAUGAAGCAGAGGAGGGCGGGGAGGGACGGAGGGGAGCAGACGGGCGAGGAGGAGGAUGACAAUGACCAGCCGGCAUACCUCCAUCUGGCUACCGUCGACAACUUCACUACUUUCUUAUAGUUAUUUUGAUCAGGAGAAAUAUGGUUAUUAUUCCAAUGUAUGUGACCUUAGAUUGUGUGAAAACUAUCUACAUAAGUACAUUUGUGGUUCAGUGGUAUAAUUCUCGCCUGCAACGCGCGAGGCCCGGGUUCAAUUCCCGGUAAAUGCUUCUACUAAAAUCAGAGUUUUUGUUUGUAAUUAAACUAUUUGUAUGUUUUGCCUAGAAAGUUAUAGUCGCUAGUGUUUGUAUAAGAUAUAAACUGAAUGUUUUAAAUAGUUUGUUUGGUUCAAAUUGAAAGACUAAUUAAUUAAACUUAAAAUAAGAGCGAAGCGAAUUUUGGUGCAAGACGAUGUCUGUUCGCUAAAUUAUCUGUUUGAAUAAUGUAUUGGGAAUGGAGUCGUAAUUAAAAUGCUGAAAGUAAGGAAGAGUUA